GCUGCUCAUUUCCGGUUCUCGCAGUCAACGUCACCGCUGACGUAUUUCCGGUUAUUCUGUCGAGAUGGUCAUGGCGGAGGGCGCUGCAGUUCUUAGGAGGAAUCGGCCUGGAACCAAGGCUAAGGAUUUCUACAACUGGCCGGAUGAGUCCUUCGAGGAGAUGGACAGCACCCUGGCCGUUCAGCAGUACAUUCAGCAGAACAUUCGGUCAGACUGCUCCAACAUCGACAAGAUCCUGGAACCUCCAGAGGGACAGGACGAGGGGGUGUGGAAGUACGAGCACCUCAGACAGUUCUGCCUGGAGCUCAACGGUCUGGCCGUCAAGCUGCAGAGCGAGUGCCACCCUGACACCUGCACCCAGAUGACUGCCACGGAGCAGUGGAUCUUCCUGUGCGCCGCCCACAAGACGCCCAAAGAGUGUCCUGCCAUCGAUUACACCAGACACACGCUGGACGGAGCGGCCUGCUUACUGAACAGCAACAAGUACUUCCCCAGCAGGGUGAGCAUCAAGGAGUCGUCGGUGGCCAAGCUGGGCUCGGUGUGUCGCCGCAUCUACAGGAUAUUCUCUCACGCGUACUUCCAUCACCGGCAGAUCUUUGACAAGUAUGAGAACGAGACGUUCCUGUGUCACCGCUUCACGCGCUUCGUCAUGAAGUACAACCUGAUGUCCAAGGACAACCUGAUCGUCCCCAUCCUGGAGGAGGAGGUCCAGAACGCCGCCCCCGCAGGCGAGAGCGAGGCCUAACGGGCUCUCAUGUACAGACACCCCCCCCCCCCCCCAUUCUGCUUCUAUACAAAUAUAUAUACAUGUAUAUUUACACACACUACAGUACAUUGUGACUCUGCCCCCCCCGUGUGUCCAGCACUGUCUGCAGGACAGGACUGUGCUUCAGGUGUUCUGGUCCGGGGCGGGCUCAAUCGACUGGGGGCGCUCAACCCCCCCUGCAUUAUUGUCGUGGGGUACUGGGCUUUGGCCCCCACUGCGGGAACGUGGCAGACCUGUAGGCUCCGUGUAACAUGUGGCGUGUGUCCCCCCCCCGUACUGUCCAUGCAGCCGCUGCUUCAGCUGCACGGAGCAGCAGAGCACAACACCCCCCUCCCUCAAUAAGUCACCGUGUGGGAGUAGCUAGCCCCCCCAUUUUGUUUUCUAAAUGGACUAAAUGAUUUUGUUACUGUCAACAUUUUCAUGUCUGUUAAUAAAAAUGUUAUUUAGAAGAUGA
This is a messenger RNA of Oryzias latipes (Japanese medaka), 1220 nucleotides long. It is a transcript of the gene mob4, whose product is annotated as MOB family member 4, phocein. The record is from RefSeq and is a predicted model, not a curated record. Lineage: Eukaryota; Metazoa; Chordata; Actinopteri; Beloniformes; Adrianichthyidae.